Messenger RNA from Didymodactylos carnosus, 453 nucleotides. Lineage: Eukaryota; Metazoa; Rotifera; Eurotatoria; Philodinida; Philodinidae. The record is from the annotation of a GenBank genome assembly.
AUGCUGGCCUUGUCACAUGGCAAUGCCGACGUCGAGCGUGGUUUUUCGGAAAAUGCUCAUCUCGUCACCGACGAACGGGCGUCAUUGAGCGUAGUGUCUAUCAGCGGAUUGCGCGCCACAAAAGAUGCCGUCAAAUUUCACGGCGAUGGAGCAGUACAGAAUGUGGCGAUCACAAAAGCACUUUUGUCGAGCGUGAAGCAAGCGCACGAACGUUUUAAAAUCGACAAUGAGCGGCAGCAACAGAUGCUCAAGGACAAGGAAUUAUCAGAGCAGGCAUUGGCAGCGGCCAAGAAUGAUGAAGUUCUUCUCAUCGAGAAGGAGUGCAAGCUGCUUGACGAACAAAAGGGCCUCAGAAAAGAACUAGAGUCGGCGACAAAUAUGCUCGACGAAGACAGUGAACAACUAACGGCUGCAAUUGCCGAAAAGAACUUCAGUGAGGUGGAAACGGAGUAG